AUGUCUGAGGAGCUACCAAAGAGGAUUUUUAAUGAGGGCGACGAGCCCCAAGUAACUCAGAUCAAUAACAACUGCAGGAUCGACUACAUUAUCAAGAAGUUCGAGAAGUGGAUACCAAAGGAGUUUGCUGAUGUGAAGAAAGAUCCGUUUUUCUCUCAGGUUUUCAAGCUUCAUGAGAAUGGUCUUGGCUACUCCGCGAGAGUGAUACACAGCAUCUUGUGCAGGGAGUUUCUGACUUACAUGAUGCACGAGCUGUGGUUUGUUUUCGCGCGAAGGCCACAUCGAUUUUCACUCCAAGAGUUCCACGCAGUGACCGGGUUUGAGUGCAGGACUAGUCUUUCACUUAAGAUUGACUUAGAAGACUAUGCAUAUGACGGUGGUUUCUGGAGCAAGGUCUUGAAGAGGAAAGAUGAAUCCAUUACACUCUUCAACUUGUGGAAUAAGGACAAGGUAGUUGUGAUGAAGUGGAAGAAUGCAGAUCGCAUUAGACUGAUCUACUUGGCCAUCAUUCUCUGUGUGGUUUUGGCGAGAGAUGAGAAGGCCAAUAUACCCCUCAAAUACAUCACACUGGUCAUGGAUCUCGAGAAGUUUCGGAAGUAUCCUUGGGGAGUUGCGGCUUACGACCUUCUCUGCAGUUCGAUAGCCAAAAACCGUCACAAACUUAAGGAGAAGACAACAAGUUAUGUGUUAGAUGGAUUCUCCUACGCCUUGCAGAUUUGGGCUAUGGAAGCUGUACCAAAGAUUGGGAAGCUUUGUGGAAAGAAACUGGACAAAAGCUUUGCUAAUGGUCCUAGAUGCAUCAACUGGAGGGGAGCUGCAAAGGUUUCAUAUGAUGAGAUCAAUAGGCUGGAGCAAAUCUUUACAGCAGAGGAUGUCAGCUACCCAUACAUCUCAUGGGAAGGGAAUAUGGUUGUAAUCCAAAGUCAGGAAUUUCGCAGAGAUGAUGAUGUCGAGGAUGACAGGAUCAAUGUUGUGAUGGAGUUGAUACGAGCUAAGCAUGACUUCAGUGAGCAUAUUUGGAAUUUGAAGAAACUGAGGUUUCUUUAGAUCUUAAUGAUGACGCACCAUCGAAUGUUGAAGCAGCUGAGAGUGAGGAAGAGUUCGAGACUCCACAAGGAUCAAAUAACCUAAGCUCUACAUCAAGAAGGGGUAAGAAGAGGGUCCCUGAUCGUGGUAUGGAAAAAAGGAAGCAUAAGGUUCUCUCUAGUGCACCAACGCAAGCGCCUUUUAACGAAGACAUGAAAGCUUUCGUGACACAGUUGUUUGAAGACAACUUUUCUGCAAUGGAAAAGAGGCUACAGAAACAGAUGUCCGAGACAUUUGAGCAAAUGAAGUCGGACCUCAUUGCUUCCCGAAAAGAAGCAAGCGUUGAAGUUGAGCAUGGAGGGCCUUCACCGUCCAAGGCAACAACGAGCCAACCACCGUUGAGGAGGUCCACACGAGGGAUAAAGAAACUCUAAUCUUCGCCAAUCUCUGCAAUGUUUUUUUCUCUUGUUUAUUAGAUGGUUUCGGUGUCUGUUUGUGUUAUUGUCUUAUAUGAUAUCGGCCUGGAUUUUGUUGUGUUUUAUAAGGUCUCGGUUUGGAUGUGUGCUUGAUGUGUAAGUGUCUUGUUUGAAAUUUUUGUAAUGGUUGUGAA
This is a messenger RNA of Raphanus sativus (radish), 1636 nucleotides long. RefSeq lists its product as uncharacterized. The record is from RefSeq and is a predicted model, not a curated record. The transcript is spliced from 2 exons. NCBI's taxonomy places the organism in Eukaryota, Viridiplantae, Streptophyta, Magnoliopsida, Brassicales, Brassicaceae. The coding region runs from base 1 to 1047 and encodes 348 amino acids.